CCCUCUUCUCUCAUUCUACCUCACUCAAUACUUCCCAAUUUAACACCUAGGAGACACAAAAAAAACAAAAAACAUCUUUUAAACUCAAAAAAACCAAACAAUGCCUUCUUCUUCCCCUACCUUGCUCUCAAAAUGUACUAUUUUCCCAGACCAAAAAUCAACUACUGGAAACCUUAAACUCUCUGUUUCAGACCUACCUAUGCUUUCUUGUCAUUACAUCCAAAAAGGUUGUCUCUUCACCAAACCUUCAAUUCCCUUUCAUAAUUUAAUCCCUCUCCUCAAAACUGCUCUCUCUCAAACUCUCUCUAUCUUUCCACCACUCGCCGGUCGUUUCACCACCGACUCCGAUGGCUACGUUUACCUUACUUGCAAUGAUGCCGGCGUCGAUUUCAUUCACGCCAUUGCCACUGAACUUAACAUCAGUAACCUCCUCUCAACCACCGAUGUUCAUGAAUCCUUCAAAGAGUUUUUCACUUUUGAUAGAAAAGUGAGUUUCACCGGUCAUUUCUCUCCGAUUUUGGCCGUUCAGGUAACCGAACUCGCUGACGGCUUUUUUAUCGGAUGCUCCGUUAAUCACGCCGUCACAGAUGGAACUUCCUUCUGGAAUUUCUUCAACACUUUUGCGCAAGUUUGCAGAGGAGCAAACAAAUGUCUCCGAAACUCUCCGAGCUUCCGCCGCGACUCGGUUUUAAUCUCCGACGCCGUUCUCCGGUUAUCCAAAGAAGGUCCCGCGGUGACAUUCAAUGCCGACGCACCGAUCAGAGAAAGAAUCUUUAGCUUCAGCCGCGAAGCAAUUCAGAAACUGAAAGCCAGAGCUAAUAACAAACGGUGGCCAGAAACUAACAAUUCCGUCGAAUCAAUGCAGAAACACAUGAACGAUCACUAUAACAAUAACAACAACAACAACCAGAAAGAAAACGGGAAAGUAGCGACGUUAAUUGAAAACUGGUUCAAAACCAAUGCUCACCCGAAACAGCAAACGGUUACCGUCACGGAAACAGAAACAGAAACGGUUGAGAUUUCUUCGUUCCAAUCCAUAUGCGCGUUGUUGUGGCGUGCAGUCACGCGCGCGAGGAAAUUUCCUGCUUCAAAAACGACGACGUUUAGAAUGGCGGUUAAUUGUCGUCAUAGACUAGAACCAAAACUAGAAGCGUUUUAUUUUGGAAACGCGAUUCAGAGUGUUCCAACUUACGCUUCAGCAGGUGAUGUUAUGUCUAAGGACUUACGGUGGUGUGCGGAGCAGCUGAAUAAAAACGUGAAGGUGCAUGAUAAUGUUAUGGUGAGGAAGUACAUAGAGGAUUGGGAGAACAAUCCUAGGUGUUUUCCUUUGGGGAACCCUGAUGGUAGUUCUAUAACCAUGGGUAGUUCUCCGAGGUUUCCGAUGUACGAUAACGAUUUUGGUUGGGGGAAGCCAUUGGCGGUUAGGAGUGGAAAAGCGAAUAAAUUCGACGGUAAGAUCUCAGCGUUUCCGGGGAGAGAUGGAAGUGGGACCGUUGAUUUGGAGGUUGUUUUGGCGCCAGAAACUAUGGCGGGGCUUGAGAGCGAUGCGGAGUUUAUGGCUUAUGCGACGAGGCAGUUGUAAUACGUGUCGUGUUUUGGUGUUCAUAACGUAACUACUGAUGAUGUUAUUGUGUUGGUGUUGCAAUCGCAUGGUUCCAUGUGUGAUGAGUUCUUCGGAAUGUGGGGUCUUUUGUGACAUAAGUGUUGUUUUUAUGCAUUUAGUUUUAAUUAACUUGUUUUUGUAAUGUUGUUGAUGUUCUUGUUCGUGUUUCGACUUGACAAUUAGUAUUUUUUUUCUUCUUGUCUCUUGAUAAUAUCUGUUUCAACUAGCACAGAUCAAAUAAGAAAAAUAAAUUGAGAUUU
Molecule: messenger RNA, 1863 nt
Organism: Lathyrus oleraceus (garden pea)
Lineage: Eukaryota; Viridiplantae; Streptophyta; Magnoliopsida; Fabales; Fabaceae
Exons: 1
Coding region: 101-1582 (493 amino acids)
Source: RefSeq, a predicted model, not a curated record